CGUGGGUUCGUGGUUGGUGCGACGAGCGUUGAAAGGUUGGCAGCACAUCUCAAGUAGCUGGAAAACAACAAGAUGGUGGCCACUAAGAAGACGAAAAAGGCUGUUGACAACAUCAACUCGCGCUUGCAAUUGGUCAUGCGCUCGGGCAAGGUUGCCCUUGGGUACAAGGAAACCUUGAAGAACUUGCGCAACGGCAAGGCCAAGUUGGUCAUCUUGUCGUCCAACACCCCUCCCCUCCGCAAGUCGGAAGUGGAAUACUACUCUAUGUUGGCCAAGACCGGCGUGCACCACUACGCUGGCAACAACAACGACCUCGGUACCGCGUGCGGCAAGUACUUCCGCGUGUCGGUGUUGGUCGUCUUGGACGCCGGUGACUCGGACAUCCUUCGCUCUUCCGAAUAAAUAUAGAUUAUUGCUACUUAAUCUAUGAAAUGGGCAACCAUUUUGCGGCCACAAUCUCUCCCGAAUGUAUUUGAUUAAUUGGUCUCGAGAAUGUGAAACCAUACGUUGUCGAUGUCGUUGUCGUCAUGUAAGCCGCGGAUGUGCAGCGUGUGAUGGCCAGGAUGCAGCCCUACGAGCACGCCUCGGUGGACUUGCUUGGUUGCCGCAGCGUCAGUUGACGGUGGAAGCGUCUGGACCUUAACUCCGUCCAGUAGCACGGUCAGCUCCAUGACGUGGACGGCGUCUACGUCGAAAGCAAUCAUUGCUUCCCUUGGAAACGCUGAGCCAUUGGACGGCGAACGAAUGACAUGGCGGUCGCUCUUUUCAAUGCCGUCACUCAGAUUGGCAUCGCAUGUCUUCUCUGGGGACGAUGGUGCAAUGGAUUUUUGAGGUAGCGACAACUUGAAGAUUGGCGAACCUGGAGGAACCAAGUGAAAUCGCCGUUCGACAUGCACGACAUCUUCCCUUCCUCCCGGCAAUGGUACAACGAGUGUGAUGGUCACGACGUGGUCGCCGCUCGCGAGGGUGUGUAGGGCAUUGGUCGAGAACGGAAUAGGAUCCCGUCGAUGGAGAAUUGCUAGGUCCGUAACGAACAAGACACCAUCUACUUGAAUGGUGUACUGCAUGAUCUGGCUCGAGUUAGUCGUGUUGGAUGGCGCAUGCAAUUCGAACUCAAUCACGUUCCUUGAUGUGACUUGACCUUCCAGGGGAUGGAGAAUUGUCACGGUGCAGUUGGACGAUAUAUUCUGCGUGGGUAGGGCGAAUUCGACUUCCCAAGGAAUCCCCUCUAGUGGACAUAGAUAUGCGUACGCGCACGCUGCCAGGUAGAGCAUCAAGACCACGAUGACAGCGUGCACGAACAGCGGGUUAUCUGGAGGAGGAUGUUUCUUGGGGUUGGUCGAGGCAGCUGCUGCAGCGGGAGGGUUGGAUUUCAUCGCAACCUCCGAGGUGGACUUGGUGUGACCACUGCUUGUGGAGCUAGUGAUGUGGUGGAGCUCCUCGUCGGAGAGCACUUCCAGCGGGGGUAGGUCCGGCGGCACCAUGGCUGGCGCAAGUUGACCGCAGCGUAUCUUUUGC
Aphanomyces invadans is the source of this 1518-nucleotide messenger RNA. Its product is annotated as 60S ribosomal protein L30. The transcript has 3 exons. The record is from RefSeq and is a predicted model, not a curated record. Gene Ontology annotation, cellular component: cytosolic large ribosomal subunit. The coding region runs from base 73 to 402 and encodes 109 amino acids. Lineage: Eukaryota; Oomycota; Saprolegniomycetes; Saprolegniales; Verrucalvaceae. Gene Ontology annotation, molecular function: RNA binding; structural constituent of ribosome.